AUGGCACUUGGGACAUGCCGCGCGGUUCUCGUCACCGGCUGCAACCGCGGCAUCGGCCUGGGCCUGGUGCGGGGGUUCCUGGCUCGGAGCCCCUCUCCGGACCUGGUCAUCGCCACCUGCCGCCAGCCGGACCAAGCGCAGGAACUCCAGCAUCUGAAAAAGCAGCAUCAGAAUCUCAGAGUCCUACAGUUGGACAUCCUGUGUGAAAACAGCAUCAAGAAGGCCACACAAGAAACGGAGGCCUUGGUGGGGGAACAGGGCCUGAACUGCCUCAUCAACAAUGCAGGCAUCAACAGGGUUGCCACCCUGGACAGCGUCACGGCCCAGGAUAUGCUAGACCUCUAUGAGACCAACACGGUGGCCCAACUCAUGGUCAGCAAGGCGUUUCUCCCCCUCCUGAGGAAGGCUGCGUACCAAGACGUCGUCAUGGGCAUUCACCGGGCCGCCAUCAUCAACGUGUCAUCCCAAAGCGCCUCUAUGCAGCUCUUCAGUCAGAACAAGAAAUCCGAGGAAGUGUACCCGUAUAGGAUGGCCAAGACGGCCCUCAAUAUGAUCACCUGCUGCCUCGCAGCUGACCUGAUAUCAGAUGGGAUCCUCUGCAUGUCCCUGGAACCAGGCUGGGUCAAGACGGACAUGGGGGGGAGCAAGGCUCCCCUGCAAUUAAAGGAGAUCAUCCCCGGGAUUCUCAAUGUCUUGGCCAAUGUCAGAGAAAAGGACCAUGGGGCCUUCCUGAACUGGAAAGGAGAGGUGGUCCCCUGGUAG
This is a messenger RNA of Vombatus ursinus (common wombat), 762 nucleotides long. Its product is annotated as C-factor-like. The coding region runs from base 1 to 762 and encodes 253 amino acids. Lineage: Eukaryota; Metazoa; Chordata; Mammalia; Diprotodontia; Vombatidae. The record is from RefSeq and is a predicted model, not a curated record. The transcript has 6 exons.